AUGUCGGGGAACGCUGCGGCGAAGACAGCUAAAAUAGAGAUGUGGUGGGACAUGAAGGACUGUCCGAUUCCGGAGGGGUAUGAUGCUCGUCGGGUCCGUCCAAGAAUAGAAAGGGCGUUCAAUAAACUAGGCUACACUGGUCCUGUCUCCAUCACUGCAUAUGGCGACCAAAACCAAACCCCUUGCCACGUCCUGCGAGGGCUUUCUUCCACUGGAGUCGCUGUUGCACAUACCAAAUCCGAUAGCACGCGCUCAGUCAUGUAUCAGGAUAUGGUGGAAUGGCGAGGUCAAAAUCCACCUCCGGCUACAAUGAUGAUCAUAUCCGAUCAGGAGGCUAUAAAGCCUCCGGACACACAACUGUUAUGUGUGACGAAGACGUGGGCAAGGAACUACCCGGCCACGCCUGAACACGCCACAGCUAAAAUACUGGUGUUGUGGAACGUGAAUGACUGCCCGAUUCCUGAGGGGUAUGAUGCUCGGGUCCGUCCAAGUAUAGAAAGGGCGUUCAAGGAACUAGGCUACUCGGGUCCUGUCUCUAUCACUGCCUAUGCCAACCAAAAAACAAACCCCUGA
Messenger RNA from Brassica napus (rape), 573 nucleotides. RefSeq lists its product as uncharacterized. Gene Ontology annotation, biological process: regulation of gene expression. The transcript has 3 exons. Bases 1 to 573 code for a protein of 190 amino acids. Gene Ontology annotation, molecular function: RNA nuclease activity. The record is from RefSeq and is a predicted model, not a curated record. NCBI's taxonomy places the organism in Eukaryota, Viridiplantae, Streptophyta, Magnoliopsida, Brassicales, Brassicaceae. Gene Ontology annotation, cellular component: peroxisome.